Messenger RNA from Dipodomys ordii (Ord's kangaroo rat), 2150 nucleotides. It is a transcript of the gene Acap1, whose product is annotated as ArfGAP with coiled-coil, ankyrin repeat and PH domains 1. The coding region runs from base 108 to 2105 and encodes 665 amino acids. The transcript has 20 exons. Gene Ontology annotation, molecular function: GTPase activator activity; protein binding. Gene Ontology annotation, cellular component: cytoplasm. NCBI's taxonomy places the organism in Eukaryota, Metazoa, Chordata, Mammalia, Rodentia, Heteromyidae. The record is from RefSeq and is a predicted model, not a curated record.
UCAAGCUGGGCACAGGCCUUCUGGAAAGUGGGCGGCAUUACCUCGCUGCCAGCCGUGCCUUCAUUGUUGGAAUUUGUGAUCUAGCUCGUUUGGGUCCACCAGAGCCCAUGAUGGCGGAGUGUCUGGACAAAUUCACUGUGAGCCUGAACCAUAAGCUGGAUAGCCACUCGGAACUUCUUGAUGCUACUCAACACACUCUGCAGCAGCAAAUCCAGACCCUGGUCAAGGAAGGCCUUCGGGACUUCCGAGAGGCUCGUCGGGAUUUCUGGCGGGGGGCUGAAAGCCUGGAGGCUGCCCUUACCCAUAAUGCAGAGGUCCCCAGGCGCCGUGCCCAGGAGGCAGAAGAGGCUGGAGCUGCCCUGAGGACUGCUCGAGCUGGGUACCGGGGACGGGCAUUGGAUUAUGCCCUUCAGAUCAAUGUGAUUGAAGACAAGAGGAAGUUUGACAUCAUGGAGUUUGUGCUGCGUUUGGUGGAAGCUCAGGCUACCUAUUUCCAGCAAGGCCAUGAGGAGUUGAGCCAGCUGGCCCAGUAUCGCAAGGAGUUAGGUGCCCAGUUGCACCAGCUGGUCUUGAACUCGGCACGAGAGAAAAGAGACAUGGAACAGAGACAUGUGUUGCUGAAACAGAAGGAGCUAGGUGGGGAAGAACCAGAGCCAAGUCUAAAGGAGGGGCCCAAUGGCCUAGUCAUGGAAGGACAUCUCUUCAAACGAGCAAGCAAUGCAUUUAAGACCUGGAGCAGACGCUGGUUCACCAUUCAGAACAACCAACUGGUUUACCAGAAGAAGUACAAGGACCCUGUGACUGUAGUGGUGGAUGAUCUUCGACUCUGUACAGUGAAACACUGCCCAGACUCAGAAAGGCGUUUCUGCUUUGAGGUAGUUUCUACCAGCAAGUCCUGCCUGCUCCAGGCUGACUCUGAGCGCCUUCUGCACCUGUGGAUCAAUGCUGUUCAGAGCAGCAUUGCCUCAGCCUUCAGCCAGGCCCGCCUUGAUGACAGCCCCAGAGGGCUAAGCCAGGGCUCAGGACCCCUGGCCCUUGGCUACGCUGCCACACUGGGCUGUGGUGGGACAGUCCGGGGAAGGGAGCCUGGGGGAGUUGGGCAUGUGGCAGCCCUGGUGCAGAGUGUGGACGGCAAUGCCCAGUGCUGUGACUGCAGGGAGCCAGCCCCAGAGUGGGCCAGCAUCAAUCUUGGAGUCACCCUCUGCAUUGAGUGCUCCGGAAUCCACAGGAGCCUUGGUGUUCACUUCUCCAAAGUCCGAUCUCUGACCCUUGACUCCUGGGAGCCAGAACUAGUCAAGCUUAUGUGUGAGUUGGGAAAUGUUGUCAUCAACCAGAUCUAUGAGGCCCGUGUGGUGGCCAUGGCAGUGAAGAAGCCAGGACCCACCUGCUCCCGGCAGGAGAAGGAGGCCUGGAUUCAUGCUAAAUAUGUAGAGAAGAAGUUUCUGACCAAGCUUCCUGAGAUCCGAGGGCGAAGGGGUGGCAGAGGACCCCCAAGAGGGCAUCCUCCUGUGCCCCGAAAGCCUGGUAUCAAGCCCCGGCCAGGGAAUGUAUCUAAGCCAGAGACUCCCUCUGAUGACCUGGGAAGUCUGCACCCUGGGGCCUUGCUGUUCCGAUCUGCUGGGCAUCCUUCAUCCCUUCCCACCAUGGCUGAUGCCCUUGCCCAUGGAGCUGAUGUCAACUGGGUCAAUGGGGGUCAGGAGAAUGCCACACCACUGAUCCGUGCCACGGCUGCUAAUUCUCUUCUGGCCUGUGAGUUUCUCCUCCAGAAUGGAGCAAAUGUGAACCAAGCAGACAGUGCCGGCCGUGGACCACUCCACCAUGCAACCAUUCUAGGCCACACUGGGCUUGCCUGCCUAUUCCUGAAACGGGGUGCCGAUUUGGGGGCUCAGGACUCUGAGGGCAGGGAUGCUCUCACCAUCGCCAUGGAAACAGCCAACGCUGACAUCGUCACUCUGCUACGAUUGGCAAAGAUGAGGGAGGCUGAGGCAGCUCAGGGCCAGGGAGGAGAUGAGACUUAUCUUGAUAUCUUCCGAGACUUCUCCCUCAUGGCUUCAGACGACCCAGAAAAGCUGAGCCGUCGGAGUCACGACCUCUACACGCUCUGAUCGCGAGCUUGUCCUCCCCCUCCCCCCCCCCGUCCCGCCCAGCCC